Molecule: messenger RNA, 2183 nt
Organism: Arachis stenosperma
Lineage: Eukaryota; Viridiplantae; Streptophyta; Magnoliopsida; Fabales; Fabaceae
Exons: 3
Coding region: 95-826 (243 amino acids)
Source: RefSeq, a predicted model, not a curated record
UUAAACACAAAGAAGAGCAAUUAUAGCAGCCCAGUCAGUGAGGGUGGCAACUUCGACUCUCUGCAAUCUGAAUGGGUCACAGAGGAGACAGGCCAUGUUGAGUCCAGUUUGGUACAUGGGUGCUCGACCAAAACCCUCUAACGCUACUGCUACUUCGUCUUCUCACUCUCACUUCUUUCAGAGUUCCAGAACAAACGUCAGUUCAUCAAAGCUCUACCAUUUGCACCACAAGACUCCAAGAAAAUUGUCAGUUUUCGCUAUGUCCGCUGAUGCAAAGAAGACUAGUGAGGAAGGCGAUAAGCGCUCACUGCCAAGCAUGUCUGAUAUUCUUGAAGCUUCUAGAGCACAGAAACUGGACCUUCAACUCAAAACCCUGGGACCCUUCUUCAGGAUCACUGCCACUAGCCUCCAAACCCACGCAGAGCUGGGAAAAGCUGAAGGCCUUAUACGAAUCUCGUUUCAAGGAACAAAGAUUCUUCACUUGGAUUCCAUGAAGCUCCACAGGGAAACCCUCAGCAUGGAGAAAUCAAUCUUUGGCCUCGGUUUGUUCAUUGGUGCCGUCGCUAUUCGCCACUGCUACGAUUCUGGCUGCACCACCGCUCAGGUACUCGCAAUCAAUGAUUCUGACCUUUACCAUUCUAAGUUGGUUAGGUUCUACAGCAGACUUGGAUUUAGAGAGGUGUGCCAAGUGAGUGGCUCUUCAAUUGGGGAUAUUCCACACAUGCUGAUUUGGGGAGGUGUUGGUAUACGGAUGGAUGCCAGCAUUGAGGAACUCAUGCUCAAAUGGUGUACCAGAUUCAAGAAAAAUCAAAGCCCUCAAUCAUGACUGAUCCCAUUACAAUUUACCUUCUUUUCUAAUUUCCUAUGUUUUGAAGGGUUUUUUUUUAUAUUUUUGUACAAAGAAGGCCCUAAGGCCAAAAAAUAUUUUGAAGUUUGAUUUUAAAUAUGUAUGAUUUUCUUUACAAUCUCGCUACAAGAAUUAUGUCAACUCUUACCAAUUUUAAAUGGGCUGAAGUCCAUUUCAUUUAAAAAGUCUUAAUUAUCCAAGAUUAAUUCUAAUGUCUUAUAUUUAUUAUUGUAAAUCUAAUUUACUCAAAAUUUUCACUAUAUAAUUACAUACCCCACUUUAUUUUUAAUGGAUGUGUUAAAACUUAUUUGAAUGUAUUUUUAAUAAAUGUGUCUUUUAUUAGAAGUGUUUUUAAUAAAUGUGUCUUUUGUUGGAAGUAUCUUUAAUGAAUAUAUCUUUUGUUUUACACUUUUUUAAAUGUGUCUUUAAUAGAUGUAUCUUACUAUUUAAAAUUUACUCGAAUGUGUCUUUGAUAAACCACUAUUUUAUGGUUUAUAUUGUGUUUAAUUGUGUGGUUUUAUCAUGAUCCUUACUCACUUAUUCAUUAAUUUAGCAUGCAUUUAUAUUUCCUUCCUGAAAUUAUUACAUGAUUGAAAACUGCUUCCUAGAGACUUCUAAUUCUGCAUUUUAAUUCUCCUUUAUUCCAUUCGAUGCUGUAAUCUGUGUGUUAAGUGUUUCAGACUUUAUAGGGCAUGAAUGAGUUGGAGAUUGGAAAGGAAGCCAGCAAAAAUGGAAGGAACGUAAGAAAGUGAGGAGAUAACCAGCGAGAAGUAACGCGGCCGCAUGGCUCACGCGUUCGCGCGAAAGAGGAGAAAUCACAGUGACGCGGCCGCAUGGCUCACGUGACCGCGUGGAUUGGAAAAGCACAUGUGACGCGGAAGCGUGGACGACGCGAACGCGUGGCAGGGAAAACGCGAAUGACGCGUCCGCGUGGAUGACGCGAUCGCGUGACUUGCGCGAUCUGCAUAAUCUGUAGAAUUCGCUGGGGGCCAUUUUGGACCCUAUUUUGACCCGGUUUUCAGCCCAGAACAGCAGACUAGAGCCAGAGAACAUGCAGAAACCAGAACAACAAUUCAUUCUACACAGUUUUAGUUUUAGAUCUAGUUUUUACUACUCCUCUAGGUUUUCUCUUUUGAGACAUUGAUAGUUCUUAGGAUUUUAUUUUUCUACCACUUUUUGCAUUGGGAUACUGAGAAGAGUUAUUACCUCAUCAAGACUUCGUCAUUCUAGUUCGUUUUCUUUACUUGGCUUUACUCUUCCAUGUCCUUUGCUUUGUUAAUUUUACCAUUGGAAUAUUUUUAGGAUUAUUUAAUACAAGGAUUAUUUUUAUUUUUAA